This is a messenger RNA of Penicillium odoratum, 1026 nucleotides long. Its product is annotated as protein GET4. The coding region runs from base 1 to 1026 and encodes 341 amino acids. Gene Ontology annotation, cellular component: cytosol; TRC complex. Lineage: Eukaryota; Fungi; Ascomycota; Eurotiomycetes; Eurotiales; Aspergillaceae. The transcript is spliced from 4 exons. Gene Ontology annotation, molecular function: protein binding. Gene Ontology annotation, biological process: protein insertion into ER membrane. The record is from RefSeq and is a predicted model, not a curated record.
AUGACCUCCAAAAUUGAUAAAACUAUUGCUCGCCAGCAAGAAAAGAUCGCGGCAGGUGCCUACUACGAAGCCCACCAACAACUCCGUGUUAUCGCUGCUCGCUAUAUCAAAGCUUCUAACUGGGAUGCCGCUGCAGAGAUCUUAGCUGGCGGUUCAACUGCUCUGCUGAGAGCUGGAGCUCAGCAGGGUGCCUCGGCCAGUGGUGGAGACUUGGCAAUCAUGCUGGUGGUGGAGGUAUACAACAAGGCGGAGUGGGAGAUCUCAGGACGUGGUGAUGAUGCGGAGAGCUGGGCUCGAAAGAAGCGCCUUAUCGAGCUUCUGCGCGAGUUCCCGUCGGAAGAGCCUACACGAAAGCGGUUUAUUCAGGAGAUUAUUGGAUGGAGUGGGCGUCAUGGGCCACUGGAGCGUGGGGACCCGGAUCUGCACCAUGCGGCGGGCUCAGUCUACGCAGAAGAUAACGAGCCGUACGAGGCCGAGAGACAUCUGAUCCUAGGAACAUCGGAAUCGGCGGAAACUCUGGCAAAGCUUGAAUAUGAGUGGUACACUCAUGACGAACCGCACACCGCAGCCUUGUAUGCGUCGCGCGCCGUCUUCCCAUACCUCACGACAGGCAACCUCCGCAGUGCCAACAAGGCCUUGCUCAUCUUCACCUCUCGGUUGUCAACAUUGAACCCGUCUCUUGGUGUCCAAGAUGUGAGCAGCGCCAGCUCCGACAUUCGGGUGUAUCCUGCCCUUCCAUUACUCAACUUCCUGAGCAUGCUGCUUCUGACCAUUCAGCGGGGAAGUGCGGAUCUAUACCGUCAGCUUACCGCACACUAUGCGGCACAGAUUCGGGAGGUCGGGAUUUGGGAUGACACUCUGGCUCAGAUUGGCGAGCAGUACUUUGCGAUCAAGAUCCCAAGACAGGGAAACCCCCUGCUUGACAUGAUGAGUGGUAUGCUGUUUGGUGGUCAAGGUAACGCGGGCCCAUCUCGGCCCGCUGCGAAGAAGGUUGAGGCGCCGCCGUCGAAUAUGGAGCUUGACUAG